Sander lucioperca (pikeperch) is the source of this 3213-nucleotide messenger RNA. Its product is annotated as equilibrative nucleoside transporter 1-like. The coding region runs from base 1055 to 2446 and encodes 463 amino acids. Lineage: Eukaryota; Metazoa; Chordata; Actinopteri; Perciformes; Percidae. Gene Ontology annotation, biological process: nucleoside transmembrane transport; uridine transmembrane transport. The transcript is spliced from 13 exons. Gene Ontology annotation, molecular function: nucleoside transmembrane transporter activity. The record is from RefSeq and is a predicted model, not a curated record. Gene Ontology annotation, cellular component: plasma membrane.
CCAAAAACUCAAACCAAAAGAAGUGAAACACUUUGACCAUGUUUGUUAGAGCCCAGUGAACACACAGCGGAGCAAAACCUCACCCUCUCAUUAAUGAUUACUGAUCUGAUCAUAUUGAUCUGCUGUUAAUUAUUGAUCAGUUAGCUAUUGUAAAAUGUCUUUUUAUUACAAAUACUGACUCAAACUGCAAAUGCUGCAGGAUUAGUUCUGUCUUUUAUUAGAUAAUGAAUAUAUAAGUAAGAUAUAAACAUGAAGAUAUAAACAGAAAUACAGAGAAGUGCUGGUGUAGUUUUUUCUUUAGUUUUAUAAAACCCAACUGAGUCACGCAGGUGAAACAGUUCAAUGUGCAAACUUUAUUCAAAAUUAAUAACAUGAGACAAACUUUAUUCAACAUUAAUAACAUGAGACAAACAUUUAUUCCACCUUCUGUGCGACAUGUAAAGAUCACAAACAGUUUAACAUUUAAUAUCAUGAAUAAUAAAUCAUUUGUUUCCUUUGAAUCUGACAAUAAUUAGAUUCAAAAGAAGUUAAAAAUAUUUCUUCAUGGUAACUAAACUGUAGCGUUGUUUGUUAUCACAUCGUCACCAUCUCCACAGUAACAAAGUCCACUGAACUGAUACCAGAGGUCAAAGGGCACUUCCGCUGAAGAACUGAUUCUGCUGAAACUGCAGAAAGAAGAGAGACGAGCCCCAGGAGGAAGAGAGAGGAAGCAGGAUUUAAAAAAAAACGUGACUGAUACAGGAAGAAUUAUUUCACAACUGUCUGGAAAGAAAGACUGAAAGAGACAAAGCUUUAACUGCCAGAAUAUUUAACAAACUGACUCCUGACACACUAGAGAGUUAGAGAAUACUUUAACAGAGAGAGAGAGCAGCUGGUUGGUGUUGAGGUUUAACAAUCAGGAGCAGAUUCUGACUGACGAGGAAAAUAACUGCAAAACGUCUGCAAAACAUCUGCAGAAGGUUCUUCAGUCGAUCGGUUCUUCAGUCGAUCGGUUCUUCAGUCGAUCGGUUCUUCAGUCGAUCGGUUCUUCAGUCGAUUAGUUCUUCAGAGGAAAAUGGCCGUCAGCUCCCCGAGAGACAAGUAUUUUGGCGUCUGGCUGAUUUUCUUCAUGCUCGGUUUGGGAACGCUGCUGCCCUGGAACUUCUUCAUGACGGCUACCAUGUACUUCACCAGCCGUCUGAAGGACUCGUCAUUGGUCGAUUAUUCAGCCAAUCAGACAGAAGCAGAAGGUGAACAUCGCAGCAUUCUGGAGGCUAAAUUCAACAAUGUGAUGACGCUGUGCGCCAUGCUGCCGCUGCUCCUUUGCACCUGCCUCAACUCCUUCCUGCACUCACUCCAAUCGUUGAGCAUCUGCUCUCUGUAUCAGUAUUCCUCAGCGUCUGCGAGUGAUGGGCAGCCUGCUCAUCAUCAUGUUUGUCUUCAUGGCCACCGCUGUCCUCGUCAAAGUUCCUCUCGAGCCGCUGCCCUUCUUCUGCGUUACCAUGGUGAAGAUCAUCAUCAUCAACUCGUUUGGAGCCAUUCUCCAGGGCAGUCUGUUUGGGAUGGCGGGGCUGCUGCCAGCUUCAUAUACGACUCCCAUCAUGAGCGGUCAGGGACUCGCUGGAACCUUCGCUGCCUUCGCCAUGAUCUGUGCCAUCGUGGCUCAGAGCUUCAUGAUGCUGCGUUCGGUUACUUCAUCACAGCCUGUGUUGUUAUUCUCCUGUCAGUCCUCUCCUACAUCCUGCUGCCUAAACUGGAGUUUUUCCAGUUUUAUCAGCAGAGAAACCAGAGAGCAGAAGAAGAGAACUCAGUAAAUCUGAUGAACAGCGAGAGUAAAGCUGAAGCAGCUGACCCCAACACACAGCAGGACGUCUCCAUGAUUAAAAUCUUUAAGAAGAUCUGGCUUUUGGCUCUGUCUGUCUGUUUCACCUUCACCGUCACAAUCGGCACGUUUCCCGCCAUCACCGCCGACACCAGAUCCACCCUCGCUGACAGAGGCUCCUGGGCUUCUUCUUCCUUUCAUCUCGUAUCAGAUGAAAUCAGAUUUAAGACUCUUUUGUUUACCUCGGAGGGGUACUUUAUUCCCGUCAGCUGUUUCCUGCUCUUUAACCUGUGUGACUGGGCCGGCCGGAGCCUAACGGCCGCCUGUAUGUGGCCUGGAAAGGACAGUCUGGUACUUCCCGUGUCCAUCGUGUGUCGUCUCGGCUUCCUCCCUCUCUUCAUGUUGUGUAAUGUUCAGCCUCGUCUACACCUGCCCGUUUUCUUCCAUCACGAUGGCUGGUUCAUCUUCUUCAUGAUCCUCUUCGCCUUCAGUAAUGGUUACUUGGCCAGCCUCUGCAUGUGCUUCGGUCCAAAGAAUGUUCUUCCUCAUGAAGCAGAAACAGCUGGAGCCAUCAUGGCUUUCUUUCUGUCUCUGGGUCUGGCUUUAGGAGCCGCUCUGUCCUUCCUCUUCAGAGCACUGGUUUAACUGGACUAACUGGAAAACUACAUCUGUAUUACUGGACUAACUGGAAAACUACAUCUGUUUUGCUGGACUAACUGGAAACCACCUGCUUACCGCUUAAUUAACUGGAAGACAAACGUGUUUGUUACUGGUCUGACUGGGAGAAAAACUUUUAUUAAAACAUUUCUGUUUGGGGUGGAGGGUUAGGUACAGCUGACUGUCAGAACCGGACAUGUUGAUGUGUUAUACUUUUUAUAACUUUCCAUCGAAACAUCAAAAUAUCCUAUCAUGUAAUGUAAAAUCCUCUCAUAGUUUAUAUAAUACCACAAUAUUAUAUGGUAAUACCUCUUUAAUGUCAACUGUUUAAUGUCUGCAGACCGAAUCGAUCAGCAGACAUUUGAUGAACUUGACUCCCGUUGUUCUGUUGGUUUAAUAUUAAUAUCAGAAUCUGUUGCACUUUUUGGGUUCUUGGAUGAAUUAAACAGUCUGAAAAGUGAAGCAAAUGCUGAAGUGAGAAAGAGCUUUCUGGUACAUAAGUAAAUGGUACAUAUAUAAAUGUUAUAUGAUAUUAUACUCAGGUGUAAUACGUUUAUUCAAACCUUCACAGCUGCUCAUCUCCGACAUCUGUUUCCUGUCUUUUAUAAUAUCUGAUUGUAUAUGUUAUGAGUGCAAUAGAAAAUAGAAAAACACACAAAUGAAUUAGAGUUACAAAAGAGAAAACGUUAUUAAUCAUCAAAAAGACCCAAACUGAUAUACUUUUUUCCACAUUAAACAGUUUACUGUCUAAAGUA